This is a messenger RNA of Durio zibethinus, 2193 nucleotides long. NCBI's taxonomy places the organism in Eukaryota, Viridiplantae, Streptophyta, Magnoliopsida, Malvales, Malvaceae. The record is from RefSeq and is a predicted model, not a curated record.
CUCAUUUGAAUCGACCAAAGCAAAGCAAAGCAAAGCACGCAGCCAAAUCAAAUCCAUUGACGCACCUCCCUUUCCACACCCAAAACCAAAGACGUACGCCAACAACCCAAAACUAAAGAUGCACACUCCUCCACUCUUCUUCCUCCUCCACCUACUUCCUUUUCUCUUCCAAAUUCCAUGGCCAAUAAUUCACCUGAAUAACACUCUUCAUUUUCUCUUCUCUCUCUCUUUUCCCAACUUUACCCCCUUUGCUUAUACUUUUAAGACAUGACUCCCUUUUCUUGUUUACCUUCUGCCAGAAACAUCACGCGACAUCCUCAUUUACAUGUUCCUAAAUACCGUUACAAUGGAACUCAACUACCCAAGAAAGAGAAUCUUAUAUUCAGGCAUUUCCAAGUUCCAACCAGGCCUUAUCUUCCUAUCUUGAGCUUAACGAACUCCAAACUGAAUCAACCUUUUGCAAGUAUAUCUUCUUUUGCAGAGGCAGAUGGUGAGAAAGGGCAAAAUGAUCAAGGAAUCAGAAUUGAAACGCAUCAAGAAGAUGCUAAAACCAAUGAAGAUGACCUGCCUGGAAUGGCUGAAGCCUUUCAUGUAUCUUCAAGAACUGCUUCUGCUAUUGCUAUAUUCAUAGCUUUUGCAGCUUUGAGUCUUCCAUUUUUUAUGACAUCUUUGGGUCAAGGGCUUAGCUUAAAGACCAAGUUUUUAUCAUAUGCAACACUUUUACUUGGAUUUUACAUGGCUUGGAAUAUUGGAGCCAAUGAUGUGGCUAAUGCCAUGGGAACUUCAGUGGGAUCAGGUGCAUUGACCUUGCGCCAAGCUGUGUUGACGGCAGCGUUUUUGGAGUUCUCUGGAGCAUUGUUGAUGGGAACUCAUGUGACCAGUACAAUGCAGAAAGGAAUUCUUGUUGCUAGCGUGUUUCAAGGGAAGGAUAGUCUGCUUUUUGCUGGAUUGCUCUCUUCUCUCGCAGCCGCUGGUACUUGGUUGCAGGUUGCAUCAUAUUAUGGUUGGCCAGUUUCCACCACGCACUGUAUAGUAGGAUCAAUGGUUGGAUUUGGCCUGGUUUAUGGGGGAGCUGGUGCUGUUUUCUGGAGCUCAUUGGCAAGGGUAGCUUCAUCGUGGGUUAUCUCACCCAUAAUGGGAGCAAUGGUGUCAUUUCUAGUCUACAAAUGCAACCGCAGAUUUGUUUACAGUGCUCAUAAUCCUGGACAAGCGGCAGCUGCGGCAGCACCAGUUGCAGUUUUUCUGGGUGUAACUGGGAUUUCUUUUGCAGCCUUUCCAUUAAGUAGGAGCUUUCCAAUGGUGAUUGCCCAGGCUCUAGGCUGUGGAGCAGCUGGGGCGCUCAUAGUUUUCGAAAUUAUCAAAAAACAGCUUGGUCAUCUCCUUGUCAAAUCCACUUCACCAGAUUCAGAGCCACAAGAGAAUAAUACUCAGAAUAAAAAUCUGGGGCUUCUCUCAGAUGUUGCAGGGCCUAGAGGCACCCAACUGGAAAUAGUUUAUGGGGUCUUUGGAUACAUGCAGGUAUUGUCAGCUUGCUUCAUGUCAUUUGCCCAUGGUGGAAAUGAUGUCUCCAAUGCGAUAGGUCCUCUAGCUGCUGCAUUAUCAAUUCUUCAAGGAGGUGCCAGUGGAACCGAGAUCGUUAUCCCGAAUGAUGUUCUCGCAUGGGGAGGAUUUGGAAUUGUAGCAGGGCUGACGAUAUGGGGGUAUAGAGUGAUAGCAACAAUUGGGAAGAAGAUAACAGAACUCACGCCAACUAGAGGAUUUGCAGCUGAGUUUGCUGCAGCUUCUGUCGUUCUCUUUGCGUCAAAGCUGGGAUUGCCUAUCUCAGCAACCCACACUUUAGUGGGAGCAGUUAUGGGAGUUGGUUUUGCGAGGGGACUAAAUAGUGUUCGUGCAGAGACGGUGCAGGAGAUUGUGACAUCCUGGGCUGUGACAAUUCCAGUUGGUGCUUCUCUUGCAAUUGUCUACACGUGGAUCUUAACCAAGCUUUUGUCAUAUAUUUUAUGAUAAUUAUUCAACAAAUUUUAAACAGCUUGAUGUAUGUUAUUAAUUAGAGUCAACUCAUUUUUUUCAAACUAAUUUGUGGAAGUGUUAUGCCUCCUUGAGUUGAUGUGAUUUCCUUUCAACUGGAAAUCACUAAAUAUUUUGGAUAUGGGCUGAGCCUUUUUGUUUCCUGUACGAGAUGUUGGGAGGAAU